Messenger RNA from Erpetoichthys calabaricus (reedfish), 3969 nucleotides. RefSeq names its product transcription factor 3b (gene tcf3b). The transcript has 20 exons. NCBI's taxonomy places the organism in Eukaryota, Metazoa, Chordata, Cladistia, Polypteriformes, Polypteridae. The record is from RefSeq and is a predicted model, not a curated record. Gene Ontology annotation, molecular function: DNA-binding transcription factor activity, RNA polymerase II-specific; protein dimerization activity; RNA polymerase II cis-regulatory region sequence-specific DNA binding. Gene Ontology annotation, cellular component: transcription regulator complex. Gene Ontology annotation, biological process: regulation of transcription by RNA polymerase II. Bases 597 to 2576 code for a protein of 659 amino acids.
UUUUAUUAGUGGCGGAGGGAUACGGCGCUGGGUUUGACAAUGUGGAAGGCUGCUAAGAUGUCUGCUCUGAGGCUGAAAUGGUCUCAGUUGUAGCGAGAAAGGGGAAAAGGGAGACGCAUGAGUCGGGGAGACGGGAAGUGAGUCAACGAAGGAGCUUAGCCGACAAAGGCUCGGUAGAUUCAAUCCAACGGGUGCGGGAGUAAAAAGGAAGAUCCCGGCUGUCUCACAGACGCCCGGGGGGAGGAGGAGGAGAAGAAAAAGAAAAAGGAGAGCGAGCGAGCGCGACGGGAGAUUCGCUUGAAGUUUGAGGGGCUUUUCGACUGUCAGUCUGUUUUCUGGUUUUGGGCGGUUAGAAGCUAAAGUACUGAGAAGGUGAAGAAAACCGUUAAGCGCACUCACAGGCAAGGCACGCUCGCUUGCUCCAGCUCGAGGGGGGCGCUUUUUUUGUAACCGUGUCGUGAAGUUCUCUCUCACCGCCCCCUUCUCCUCCUCCUCUUUAAUACACACACACACAUACACACACACUUGCGGAACGCUGAGAAGACACCGACGAAGCAAAACUUGUGGAGCGUGGGAGCAGUUGACACAUCAGUGGCAUGAAUCAGCAGCAGAGAAUGGGAACAGUGGGGACGGAUAAAGAAUUGAGCGAUCUGCUUGAUUUCAGCGCGAUGUUUGCCCCACCAUUGGCUAAUGGGAAAAACAGACCAACCACACUUGCCAGCAGCCAGUUUGGGGGUGCAGCAGGACUAGAUGAAAGGACUGGUUCAAGUUCCUGGGGACCAGGGGAGCAGAAUUCCUCCACUUUCAACCAGGGAAGGAAUUUUGGAGAGAGUUCACAUUACACUGACUCUGAAGUGCUGUCGUCUUCUACGUUCCUUACCUCUGGUUUGGUGGGUAAAUCAGACAGAGUAACAUAUCCCUUUAAUAGAGAAAGCGGAAUUCCAGGAAUCGGUCAGCCUUUCCUUGCUUCUGAUAUGGCCAUAUCAAGUCCUGAUGCUCUCUCCCCCUCAGGCCUUAAGGCUGGCUCCCCAUUUUAUAGCUCUUACCCAACCAAUCCUCGGAGACGUGUAGCUGAUAACAACAUAGAUAGCCAGCCAAAAAAGAUAAGGAAGGUUCCACCAGGACUACCUUCAUCGGUGUAUGUAUCAACAUCAGGGGAAGAAUACAACCGGGAGGGUGCUGGUUUUUCAUCUGCCAAAGGUAGCACAGUCUACCCAGGUUCAUUUUACAUGCAAGAUGGCAUGCAUGCUUCUCCAGAUCUGUGGAACACUGCAGGCACAAUUGGUCAGACUGGAUACUCGGCUAUGCUGGGAAAUGCUGUUCAUAUUUCUCAACCAAGUAGCUUCAAUAGCAUUCAUCCUCAGGAACGAAUGAAUUACCCUUUGCAUACAAGCGAGGUCAAUGGCAGCUUACCCACAGGUUUCCACUCAGGAUCAGCAGGCUACAGUGUGUCUAAUCCUACGCCCCCGCUUAAUGGGACAGACACUUUAUUAGCAAAUCGCAGCAGUCAGCCAGCAAGCUCCGGUGAUGAGAUUGGGAAGGCAUUGGCCUCAAUAUAUCCUGCAGACCACACUACCAAUAACUUCUCUUCCAGCCCCUCUACUCCAGUUGGUUCUCCACAGGGGAUUGUAGCUGCCUCUCAGUGGCCCAGACCAGCUGGCCAGACUGCCCUUUCACCAAACUACGAAGGUGGACUUCAUGCAUUGCAAAAUAAAAUGGAUGAUUGCUUGGAGGAAGCCAUUCAUGUAAUGAGAACUCAUGCUGUAGGGCAGACUGCAGGAAUCCCUGGCAGCCACGGAGACAUCCAUGGCAUUCUUGGUACAACAUCGUCAUCUACGCACAAUGGGACUGUGGGAAACCUUGCUCAGGCAUUUUCGGGUCCUGGGAUUACAAUGGUCAACAGGAACUCUUCCUUAGUUGGAAAUCACCAUGAAGAUUCUGUUGGGUUACCCAGCAGUACCACCCUGUUGCACAGUCACCACGUAUCAUUACCAUCCCAGUCUGGAACUCUUUCAGAUCUCAAUCGUCCGCAGGAAUCCUUUACUAAUCUGAGUGGUGGCAUCACACGUUCAACACUGCCUUCAAAUCCUUCUGAUAUUAAGAGGGAAGAGAAGGAAGAUGAUGAAAAUUCAAUAGUUGACAAGUCGGAGGAUGAGAAGAAAGAUCCAAAAAACUCCCGCAACAGCAGAGCUAGUAGUCAAGAUGAUGAUGAUGAUGAGGACCUUCCUGUAGAGCUUAAGGCUGAGAGAGAGAGAGAGCGGAGGGUUGCUAAUAAUGCCCGUGAACGCCUGCGGGUUCGGGACAUCAACGAGGCCUUUAAAGAGCUUGGCCGCAUGUGCCAGCUUCACCUUAGCAACGAUAAACCUCAGACCAAACUUCUAAUCCUGCAUCAGGCUGUUAAUGUAAUUCUCAAUCUGGAGCAGCAAGUGCGAGAGCGUAAUCUGAAUCCCAAAGCCGCGUGUCUAAAGCGGCGGGAAGAAGAAAAGGUCUCUGGAGUUGUAGGAGACCCCCAGUUGCAGCUGACGGGCACACAUCCUGGUCUUGGAGAGGGACAUAACCCAGUCAGCCACAUGUAAUACCUCGGUCCUUGCUGUCUGGAAUCAACUGCUUUUUUUUUUAAAGAUGUGGCCUUAAUCUGCCCUCCUCCUAACUGCCAAAACUGUCACUGCCCAGGAUGAAGAGCUCUGUCUGUCACUGCCCAGGCCCAAAGGCCCACCUCUGUCUCAGGAUUAAGAGCUCUGCCUGACCACUGUGGUGCCACUUCCCAAGGUGGCCAGUGCUCACCUGAGGUGUGUGUGUGUGUGUGUGUGUGUGUGUUUUUUUUGGUUUUUUUUGACGAGGGAAGAAUGCUUUUUUUUUUCUUUUUUUUUUUUUUUUUUAUAUAAACAAAAGUUGUAUUAAUGGAUGAUUCGUCACCCAUUGGUCAGUGGGUGGCGGAUAUUGAUGGCCUCACCACUCUGCUUUGUAAAUAAGCAGGAAUGUGUGCCUAAUUCUCUUUUUGAGCUCUUUUAUGAAAGAACAUUUUCGUAAUGCUGAGAACAAAUUUUUUAAACUGCUUAUUUAUAAGCAACUCUAUAUAUAAAUAUAUAUAUAUAAAAUAUAUCUUUUUUUAAUGUACAAGUUUGAAAUCUUUUCUGUACUGCAUUCCCAGCAGAAAAGGAGCCAUGUUAAGACAUUUUCAGAAUGGACUCAUAACCUCUGGUGUGCAAGUUGCUGCACAUUGAAGGAAAGCCAUUAGAGACUGGACCAUGUGCGUAUCUCCUUGGCGCAUUUUGGGAGUAACAAAAGAAAUGCCUGCCACUUUACAUUUGGGCAUUUUAUGUGGGUGUUGGGAUUGUCAAGUGCCCUCAGCGAGAGCAUGAAGGAAGCCUCUCUGCAUAGUGUGUUUACGCGCUGCUGCGAUGGUCAAUGGUGUUGCUGCUUUGAUCAUAUUACAACACCAAGAUGGACGUUUGGAUUCCAUACAUCUCCCACCCCUAAAAGAAAGAGCACCCACCCCCACCUUCCUCAUUCAUAAGGUAGACUCCUGCAUCUUGGGCUCCAGUUACUGGUCUCUGUAAUCCUGCAUUGUUGGACUCCGAAUACACCACUUUCGUCCUCAAAUUUCUGCCCCAUGGACUAUGACUUGGUUUGUAAUGGUACACAGCACACUUUAAGUUCAAUAUCCCAAUAUUUGAGAUGAGCAGAAAGUCCCUGUAAUUAUUGUACCUUUUUUAGGUAACGGACGGAUUUUUUUUCUUUUCCUUUUAAACUGACUGUAAGGUCUUUGGGCCUGUUUGAGCACUAGGUGGGGGUGGGUCACAGUGGACUUAAGGUGCAUAAUGGAGGAUGUGAUGUUUACCUAGCCCCUUCACAGAAUGACAUUGAUGUGAUCAGAGUGGUCAGUUGCAUCUUCUGUACUGACACCUGGAAGGAGCCAGAUACUAAAACAGAGCAGUAGAGAGCCAAGCAAAUGUGCCAUCACUUCUA